Messenger RNA from Porites evermanni, 15201 nucleotides. Lineage: Eukaryota; Metazoa; Cnidaria; Anthozoa; Scleractinia; Poritidae. The record is from the annotation of a GenBank genome assembly.
AUGGGAAUAUUUAACGAACAAUCUCUUGAUCAUCCCUUUGCUAGGGGAAUACAAGGUGCUCCAGGAGUUGGAUUUAAUCUCACUUCAAGUGGGGAUUAUGAUAUGAUAAAUAAAAAACUAAGAAAUGUUGGUGCACCUAGUGCUAAUACUGAUGCUGCUACAAAGAAAUAUGUUGAUGAUAAUUCCAGUGGAUCACCCGCAACAUCACGACUAACAGUUGAUUCAAACAUUGAUAUGAAGGAUAGAUACCGUAUUCAAAAUCUUAUCACACCACAGGAUUCUAAAGAUCCAGCAACAAAAUAUUAUGUAGACAACACAUUUCUUGACAGAGAUGGAUCUUACCCGAUGAAAGGAAAUCUUAAUAUGGACAACAAUCGAAUAUAUAAUCUUCCUGCUCCAGAUGGUUCCAAUCAACCAACACCAUUAGCUUUCACAGAUUUGAAGUAUCUCCACGUUGGUGAAACAAAUAAAAUAAAUAAUAAUCUAAACAUGGAUAAUAAGGGUAUAAUUCAUUUAAAAACGCCAACAAAUGACACAGACGGCGCAACCAAAAAGUAUGUAGAUGACUCAAUACCUGAUACUAGUUCUUUUAUAAAAAAGGACGGAAGUGUUGCUAUGACUGGUAACCUUAAUGUUGGAAACAAAAAAAUAGCUGGUCUUGCAACUCCAACAUCAAAUACUGAUGCUGCAACCAAAAAGUAUGUAGAUGACUCAAUACCUGAUACUAGUUCUUUUAUAAAAAAGGACGGAAGUGUAUCAAUGACUAAUAACCUAAAUCUUGGAAACAAAAAAAUAGUUGGUCUUGCAACUCCAACAUCAAAUACUGAUGCUGCAACCAAAAAGUAUGUUGAUGAUAACACAACUGCCCCAGAUUUAAGUGAUUACUUGGAAAAAGAUGGUACCGUCACUAUGACUGGAAACCUUAAUCUUGGUAAUAAUAAAAUAGUUGAUCUCGCAACUCCAACAUCAAAUACAGAUGCUGCGACCAAAAAGUAUGUUGAUGAUAAUGCUGGAAGUCCAGAUUUAAGUGAUUACUUGGAAAAAGAUGGUACCGUCACUAUGACUGGAAACCUUAAUCUUGGUAAUAAUAAAAUAGCUGGUCUCGAAUCUCCAUUUUCUGGCACAGAUGCUGCAAACAAAAAUUAUGUUGAUGUUAAAUUUGCAGGAAGUAGACUAUAUCUUAGUAGUUAUUUAAAAAGAAAUGGUAGCACUGCUAUGACUGGAGAACUUAAUGGUGGUGGUAAUAAAAUAAUAAAUAUUGGUAAACCACUCCAAAAUAGUGAUGCUGCAACCAAAGAUUAUGUUGAUAAACUAGUUCAUCAUACUGCAGUUCAACCAAGUCAUUACAACAACCAGUUUGCUUAUCUUAUGUCAAGUGGGGCUCAGUGGACUGAUGAAAUAGAUGGAGGAGUUAGUUUUGUUGUAAAUAGGAUAGAUUACUCACCACCAAACAAAGGCAACUUUCACGAUUAUAAUCACAAAGUUAUUUACAUGUAUAUAGUUAAAAAUAAACAACAAUAUAAGUAUAAGAUGGGAAUUAAUUUUUACAGAAUACCUGCAAAUACUGAUUACACGUUGUGUUUGGAAAUACUCAACACAGAUUAUACUCUUUGGGAUAAGACUCAAAUAAGUGUUGACAAAGGAACUUCAACAGGAUUAUCAAUUGGAAAUGUAGGUAUAAGAAAACUAUUCCAUAGGUAUACUGAUCCAAAAGGGCAAACACAAACUAUGUACUACCAUAGAAUAAUAGUUAAUUUCCGGAAGUUGUCAUCUGGUAAUAAGUUCUUUCUUCACAUUCUUGUUGAUAUUUCAAAAAAAGGAUAUAAUAUUUAUAAAUAUCCGCGAAUUUUUCAAGGGGUUUACCUAAUUGCUUAUGGUAUUGUGGGUACAUUUAGCAAUGUCGACCCAGAUAAAGUUUACGACUAUCACACCGCAUUUGAUAUUAAACCAACAGAAGUGGCGUAUAAUGUUGAUAUUAAUGCAAAUAAUAAAAAAAUAUUAAGAGCGACGGUCAGGAAAUAUCGACCAUUGAGUGGCAAGAGUUGAAAAAUGAAUUUCGCUUAUUUUCUGACUAUAAAAAGCUACUAAGAAUAGAAGAAAUUUAAUGUAUUUCUUUUUCUUUCGGAGCGCUUCAAUUCUGAGAAAACUGAGAAAAACGAAUUUGACCCGCGACGAUCCCGAAAGGUCCCGCAAGCGAGUGUGAAAUUGAUAUUUUAAACUGACUUUUGGUCUUCAAGGAAAAACGAUUCAAAGGAUCAUAACGCCGAAUUUUGAUAGAGUGGGUGCCGUACUUUCACAGAAACUAUAUGACUUAUCUUUAUUGUUUUUCAUGAAAAGCAAACAACGCACAGGAAAGUGCUGUAUUUUCAAACGUGAAAAAUCCCGCAAAUACCUCCUUAAUUCAAAUGUUUUUUUCACUAUGUGGCAUAAUUCAGAUUUUCCUUUUAACUAUGUCAUUAGAGGGAUUUAAGGUUGUUCUUGAUAAUAUGUUAGAAUCAGCAUGGGUUUUCUUUACAGCGCCUCACGCGAAGGUUUUGAAAUGACCGUAAUUCAUUCAAAUUUCUACAACGGCUGAGUAAACAAUUCUUGUUGCGUGACCGUAACGUCAAGCGGAGUUUUUACACAGCUGACUGGAAUAUACACGAAAGCGUACUGAAAAUGAUUCUGGUACUGUGAGCUUUUCGUCCUUUUUUUAUUGAAAAAGGUAAUCGGCCAAAGAGAGGUUAUUUUUUCUCACUGUUAAGGUGGAAGUUUUCUUUUUCACUGUAAGAUGUUUUCACUGAUAAAUAUCAGGAUGUAAUUUGAUUAGCUCUCGGCUAAACCUGUUUAACUUUUAUACUUGUUUUUUUCGCUUCCUUUGGUUUCAGAAGAAUCUGGAAAGAGAGACAAAAAUGAUAGAUGCUUUUUAAAUUGAUAUUUACUUCAAUUGUGAGGAGUUAUUUUUAUUAUUUGUUGAAGAAAUGACAGAGUUGGCAAAAGCUCGAAGCAGUUUACUAGCCGUAGCGUAUUAGUAAAUUGAAUUAGUCAAUUAAAUGCAAAAAGGGAAAAAUUUAAUUAGCGAAGUUGGAGUGAAUUUGCUUUGCCAGUUUUGUGUAAUCAUGGACGUUAAGUGCUCUUUUAGCUCCUUAGUCGGCGGUUCUUGCUCUUAUGACCCUAGAGAUAGGAGCAGAUCAACUGAGGUUAUUCCAUUUCUGAACUGCAAAAGAGACAUCGCGGGUCAUAAGUCUUCCUUGUCAAUAACUGACGUAGAAACCGAAAUCGAACUUAUUUUGGGAAGAGUAUCUACAUCCUUUUCUUCGGAGUUAAACCUUUCGGAAUUAACGAUUUGUCCCCGGCACCGUUCAUCUCUUGGUAUUGGGUGGCGUCGAGGAUCGAAUCUGUGCCGAGUUCCUCCGCCAAUCUCGAAGCACGGCGGACAAGCCCAAAAAAACGCAAAGGCAGAAAGAGGACUUGGCAAAAGUGCUUGUUAUUUGAUAUGGAAGAAACUGGGAAUUUUUAUUCCAGUUGGUUCAGGUAUGUAUACAUCAUUUUUCAUCUUUUUCAACCAAACAGACCAGCUGUAAAAUGGGGGUCCAAUCUGACACUUCAAUUAAAGCACUUUGUAAGCACUUUUCCUUUUUUUUUUAAUUUUAACUCUUUCAAUAAUUAAGUAGCCGUGACGGUCGCAAAUUCAAUAGCCUUUGUUUAUUUACGCGUUUCUUUUCCUUUCAUUAUUCUAACAUUUUAUAUAAGUUAUUGUAGCAGCAAAAAGGUAAAAGUAAAAGCCUACACUGGACUCCUAAAAUUACAGCUUUUUAAAGCAGAUUCCCUGAUGGCCUAUAGAUAGAUACAGGGAGACUCAGCCCCUAACGGGUACCUUUAUCAGGCUUCAGGUAUAUCAAAGGGUAGGGAAUUGAAGAGUUGAAGUAUAUCAAAGGGUACGAAAAUCUGUCAUUUAAGUUUUUUAAAACAGGUUCCCUUACUUGUGUAAAUUAAGACCGUAGUUGUUCUGAAUAGUGAUUAUAUCGUAUCAGCAAAAACCUGCAUUUUCCAUCGAUUCACUCAACAGGUAUUUGUCGCAACUGCCGGGUUAAUCUUGACAUGCAGAAAAUAGGGGAGCUGCCCACAAAGCUUCUGGAGACCAAGAACCUUUCUUACGAGGAAACUGAGACGAUUGAGACUUCUGUAAGUUCUGAACUGGCACUCAAUGGGAAUAGUGUUAUUAACAGUGGCACCAAACAAGGCCCGCGGGGUAAAAAAGAUAAAAAAAAAUGGAUAGGGACUUUAUCAUCACAAAGUCUGCAUGAGCGGGCCCCGUUUCCUUACUGCCUUUCCUUAAAAUGUAACGAACAGGGAUAGAGAGCACAAAUUAACCGAUUUUCCGUUCAUUUUAUGUCGCCCUUGCGUCUGCACACAGUUAAAAUUUAUUCAGCGGAUUUUUCUAUUUUUUUUAUUCUCACCAAAAUCUGAGAACUUGAAGCAGUUGCAACAAGUUAAAGACCACGUAGUCCGCGAUGGUAAGCUGAGGCCAAAUUGUUCUUUUAAGAAUAAAGGGUUCAUUUAAAAGAAAACUGCAUUAUAACUUAAUUAUUUCUCAGACAGGUUUUUUGCUUCCACUUGCCCCCACCUAUACACACGCAUCCCUCCACCUUAUACCGCAUGGGAUACGAGUUCAUGUGAUUUUCUCAAGGUUGAGGAUACUGUGAAUAACGCUCAGAAAAACGUUUCGGGUUUCCUAUAUACCACUCCAGGUUCCUUUACCACUCGCUUUAAAGUUCGUACUUAUUUGUCAUAAUGAAAGGUAUUUUAUGUAAUGAAUUAGGCACUUUUUAUCAUAAAUGAAGGCGGCAAAAAAGGUUUUAUUUUUAGUACAUAAUAUAUAGAUUUAGCCAGGGCUAAAAGCGAAGCUCUUGUUAAUAAAACUUGUAAACAAAAAAAAUUAAAUCGUCUAAUGCUAAACGGGGAGGCCAAUGGAAAUGGCAUCAAUAGAUCUAAUUAGCAAAAAAACAAAUUGCACGUGCAGCACACUUUUUUUUCUAAUUAGCAAAAAAACAAAAUUUACACGUGCAGCACGCUUUUCGUCCUUCUUUGCCGUUGUUUUGCGCAACUACAACGCUGUUUUGUAGGACUAAACGUCAAACUUCCUAGUUGCACAUUAUUUUUAUGGAGGAAUUCUUACCCAAUAUUUUGUCUCCUGUGUUGAUGUUCGCUUUUAUUUUUCACUGCCGCUCAGUUUCACCUUCCUGGCCACGAGCAUUUCUCAUUGUCUCACAGCCGCUUUGAAUUUUCAUGUUUUUCUUCCUACAAAAUUGUUCUCUUUUGUUCUCCGAAACUAGCUCUAGCUCAGUUUCUCUGUUAUCCACGUGAGUGUAAACAUCAAAAAUAACGUUGAAAAAGACACGACUUUGUUGUUGUUUUUUCUUUCUAAAAGUCCGGGCGGCCAUGCGAUUUCUUUCCAAAUAAAACCUUGAGUUGCAUUUGGGUUGCCAUACCUGUUAACUGAAUUAUUUUACAUUGGUAUGUCUGUGGUGCGGACGGACGGUCGGGCGGUCGGUGUACGGUCACGUGAUUACCAAAUUUUCUCGGAUGGGUAGUUUACCACAUUUUUUUACCCAUGGUGCUCCGCUGCGCGCUUCGCGCGCGAGAGCUCCGCUAAUAAAGGCAACAAAGAUCAGGCGGGAUUAUUGAUCUUUGUCUAAGUGUUGGUCAACUUUGAUAAUUAUGUACCCAAUUAAUUUUUUUUAAUACAGUUUACGUUAUAUUUAUUUUGGGUCCUUGUCUAGGGCGUGAUGUGUAACCUUCCAAUUGCUGCAAGUACUCCUUGUUCAGUGGUAGCACAUGACUUACUAGAGCAAGAAACGUCAUUAUAUUUACCAUCAACCCUCCUAGAAGAAACCGAGACAAGCGCUACAGGAAUGAAGUCGGAAGAACCUAUUGACCACCUUAACAGUUUCUUAAGAAGUCGAGACGUUAGUCCUAUCAGGUACACCCUAAAGACACCUUGGAACGAUGCCAGUGGAAGGACCAGACGACUGCAUGAGCGCAAAGCCAAGCAAGUGGUAUCAGCUGUUCUUGGUGAAAUAGCGCCUAAUGAUCCAGAUCUUCUCUGGGAAUCUAUUAUGUCCUCAAAACAAAAUGAAACUGGAAAUCACACUUGUUCUAGUGGUUUGGAUAAAGAAUUGAUGUACACGCUGGCAAACUGCUACAAAAAUGCAAACGAGUGGGAUUCUCGCAGGCAGAUAUUGUCCAUAAUGGCGGAUAAGGUUAGCUUAGCAACAAUUAAACAGUGGAUCCCAGGCCUGACAAGUUAUCGGUUUAAGGUCGCCAGGCAGCAUGCUGCAGUCCAUGGCAGUGGAAAACUGGUGCCUACCAAUGCACAAACGAAGUCAUUCAUAUCUGAAGCAAAAUUAGCGCAUUUCCUAGACUUUAUCACAAGCUCCCAUGUAAUUCAAGAUCUUCCAUUCGGAGCCAAGACAAUAACAUUGUCAACUAACGAGGUCAUCCAAGUUCCAAAUGUGGUGCGGAACAUGAUACCUGAACGAAUCGUUUGCCAGUACCAAAAAUAUUCUGCCGAGCAUGAUUUCACACCCAUGAGUCGCAGUACACUGCUAAGAAUUCUGCAUGUUUGUGCCGCUUCGACUCGCAAGUCAUUGCAAGGGCUAGAUUACGUAAGCUGUUCUGGUGCGCAGGCAUUUGAAGAUCUUGUGAACGUUGUGCACCAGCUCGGGGAGAACGGAAUGGGUCUUACAUGGGCAAAAACACAAAAGGAAGCUUUAAAGGAGGCAAAGCGGUACCUCAAGACUGAUUUCAAGGUAAAAUAAGAAAGUGAAAAAGGGGAAUAAUUUUGUUGCGCGCCUGGCGUAGGUGUAUUAUGAAUGUUACUCGACUGCCUACUACAUGAGUACUCUCUAAUUGGCUACUGCUCGCGUCUUGUUAGGUGAAUAAGGGUGGAUUCCCACUGUCGCGUAAAUUUCACGUGCAUACACACGUAGCUUUUAGGUGCGUAAUUUAAAUAGAGGCAAUGUUGAAAAGGUCGCUUGUAAACGUAAACGUUGAGCGAGGUUUAGCCUUUACGUUUACUCGUGGCAUUCCAUACGUUGCUUCUAUUUUAUUCACACUCUUAACCCUAUUUAGACCGGGAAGGGUUUGAAGCCCCACUUCGCUUAAAAGUUGAAUAACUUCAAAACCGCUCAAGCUUUGAGCACCAAACCUAGGGACUUUUCCUAAAAAUUAUCUGGGGACAUUUUAAAGUUGUCGUGACUUGUACGUCAGCAUUGACGUUACCAUGGCAACCGAGUUUUGAGAGCCAUAUUUUCCAAAACUUGCUGUUUUACUCAUUCAAUUAUACCCUUACACUUAAUUUAGUGAUGUUUUAUCAAAUUUAUUAUACCUGUUUGUGUAAUCCGGCCUUUUUAGCGACUGAUUUGAGAACAAAACAUGAAUUUAAAAUGGCCCAGUGGCAGAUACUUGGGUUCAAUUUCUAACAGUCUUAAUUUCUCUCGGGAUUUCACAAGUUGCGUAUUUUUUUUUGUUGUUUCAUGAGCAUCCUUUUAUGAACAGAUCCGUUUUUCUAUCACGAUUACCUCCAUUUCUACGUGUUUUAAGUAAAAUUGGAUACAUUUGAAAAAUUAAAAAUGGCGGAUCCAAGAUGGCGGAUGGUUCCAGAUCCCUCUUUAACCAUAAAUGACGUCAUCAUGACGUCACUGCUAGUGUUAAAAGUCAUUUAUGUGUCAACUUACUUCUUGAUUUUGUCAGACACAUUAUGAUGUAAGUAUUUUUUGCUUUGAAGGGAAAGCUGAUGCAAUUUGGAUUCUGCCCAUAGAAUCAACAAUAUGACGUCAUAUUACGUAAUUGUGUCAAUCUAAAAAUGCCUAGACGUUGGAAAUGACGAGUACAUUGUUCUAUGACAUGUUGCUCACCAUACCAUGAGCGGUUUUGUAGUUAUAGAGGGGGGCCUCUGAGCUCCGCCUCCCGGAACCAGGAGCCCAAAAAAGCCCGGUUUGAAUAGAGUUAAUAUUUACGUGCGUGCGGCAUGCCAGUGAAGUUUACGCGAUAUGCAAAAGUGGAAGUCCACCCUAAGAUAAAAUGGGGGGGUCUGCCCAUAGAAUCAACAAUAUGACGUCAUAUUACGUAAUUGUGUCAAUCUAAAAAUGCCUAGACGUUAGAAAUGACGAGUACAUUGUUCUAUGACAUGUUGCUCACCAUACCAUGAGCGGUUUUGUAGUUAUCAAGGGGGGCCUCUGAGCUCCGCCUCCCGGAACCAGCAGCCCAAAAAAGCCCGGAUUGCAUAGAGUUAAUAUUUACGUGCGUACGGCAUGCCAGUGAAGUUUACGCGAUAUGCAAAAGUGGAAGUCCACCCUAAGAUAAAAUGGGGGGGGGGGGCGUUGUAAUACGGCAUUCAGCUUCACAAUAUUUAGGUUCUGAAAUCUUUCAGAAGAUAGCAUUACGUAGAUAUUCCUCAGAAUUGAGGAUUUGAUAAUUAUUGCGCACAUUUUAAUCACUUAGGUUCACGUAUCAGAGAGUUCAAGUAUUCCAGAUCACUGCAUCGUUUUUGCUCUCAGCGACCCUAAAGAUGUUGACUACCAGGCUACAUGUGCCCAUGAUCAUAGCGACGUUUGUGGUCAGUGUAAUUCCCUUGCCGUUACUAUAGAGGAGAUAGAGAAAGCAAUCAAGAUGAUGGCGAUGAAUCUUGAACAUCUUUCCAAAGGCCAAAUACACGAAGAGCUCGCAUUCAUGACCGAGAAAGCAAAACGUGAUAUAAUUGCCUGGAAAUCUCAUUUGUUGCGUUCGGUAAACCAAGAUAAAGCGAGAUUAGACAUCCUCCGAGACUUGGACGACACAUCAGUUCUACUUGUACAAGAUUGGGCCAUGAAGUUUAUUCCUCGAAAAUAUCGUGAAAGCCAACGCGAUUGGUUUGGGAAACGGGGUAUUCCCUGGCACGUGUCUGUCGCCAUGAGAAAGGAAAGCACAAACAAUGCUGGAAAGUACGAAACCCUUACCAUGUGCCAUGUCUUCAGAAGCUGCAGUCAAGAUAGCUGUGCGGUACUGUCCGUCAUGUCUGACGUACUCAAAGAUUUAAAGGACGUCAUGCCACACCUACAGCGAGUAUACUAUUGGCAGGACAACGCCGGGUGUUACCAUUGUGGUAACACAAUCAGCCUUGCUCACAUGGUUGGUAAACAUCACGGCGUGACUGUGAAGCGCAUGGAUUUUUGCGAUCCUCAAGGAGGAAAAGGGGCUUGCGACAGAAGGUCUGCAGCUAUAAAAUCCCACAUGAAGAUUUACCUGAAUUCUGGAAACAACAUUGAAACGUCAGACGAAAUGAAAGAAGCCAUUUUGUCAGCCGGUGGAAUGUCCUCGGUGAGGGUGACUUCGUGUGGACCCCCAAAAGCUCCAGCUUCUUUGAACAUCAAGCUUGAUGGAGUGGGUUCAAUUUCGAAUGUACAGUACGAUGACAAGGGAUUGCGAGUUUGGAGAGCAUACAGAAUUGGCAGAGGGAAAUACACUCCUUGGGAUAAGCUGAACGUCUCGGAAAAUUCGGAAGUUCCGUACUUAACGGACGUAAAUAAGGAAGGUGUCACAGCGAGUUUUGCCCCUGUAAAAUCCAAGCGUAAAGAUACUCUUCCGAGACAGGAGAGCGAGGAAGAGAGUUCCAGUGAAAACUCGAGUGACGAAACAGAAACGGAAACCUCCAACGCUCGUCUUUUUUCAUGUCCGGAAGAGGGAUGUAUCAAAUGUUACCAACGUUACUCGAAUCUGCAGCAACACCUAGACUCCGGAAAACACACACGUGCUCUCGAACGAGAAACACUGCUAGACCAAGCUGUUUAUGGAUAUGCGGAGAGACUGGAGGUUCAAGCGGUUGGCGUCCCCUGUGUGCGAAAUGUUCAGGAAGUGCCAAAACAAGUGCCACUACAGUCUACUCUCCCUAUGGGCUGGGCAUUAAGAUCAUCCCAGAACCGAAGAACACGUUUUAAUGUAAAGCAGAAAGAGUACCUAUCCACAAAGUUCAAUAUUGGUGAGACCACGGGACGCAAAGCUGACCCAGUAGUUGUUGCAAAAGAAAUGAUGCACGCCAGAGGAAAUGAUGGAGAACGCUUAUUCAGCAGCGAUGAGUUCCUUACCAGCCAACAAAUAAGCAGCUUUUUCAGUCGCCUUGCUACCAAAAAGAGUUUACUUGACAAGGAUGACACAGAAGAAAAUGACGACGAAGCCGCGGAGUUCGAGAGUUCCCUUGAGGACCUAACAAAUCAAGUACGGAGGGAAGUUUCAUUACAACAUCCAAUUGUGUUUGACUGUCAUAAUGUGUGUGACCUUGUUAAGCAAGGUAAACUGAACAAAUUUAGCAUUAAAAUGCUGAAGAGCUUGUGCAAGCACUUUGAUUUAGACGUCAGUCAUAUAACAGUCAGACUGAAGAGCCCUUACGUCGACAAACUGUCCACGUUUUGUAGCAAGUGCUCGUGUCAACAGUAAAAUGACAUGAUCAGGUUUUCGCGUGAUUUCCCUGCUCUGACGGGAAUCUUCUUUUAUUGGGAUGAUGUUUUUCGUAUUUACCUUAAAAGAGAUCUUAACCUGGGGAAUUGAAGGUUCUUAUGGGAACGUUGGGUGGGGAUAUGCCGCUGAGUCACUUACCUUUUUAGGACAAAAAAGGACAUUCAUUUUGCCAUCCUUAUCAAGACAGGACCCAACUUGUUAUGACUCAUAACAGAAUUCCCAUCAUAGCCAGAAAUUGAAGACAAUAUGGCGCUGGACCAUGCACGUCAUUUACUUUUCCCGUUCUUUAAAUAUGGCGACCAUAUGAAGGAUUAAUGGGGAGAAAAGAAACUUUUAAGGAUAAAUAAAGUUAGACGGAGAAUCGCUCAUCUCCCCACGUCUAAACCUUCGCAAGGCGAUCGUGGCUUUCAGUCAUGUUAAUUUGGCAAUGUGUCAAGCUCCCAAAGUUGGUCCGUGAGUCACCAUAAAAAUAUGGCUUUCCUUGCCAUACAAGAGUCUGUAAUAUUGCCUGAGCGCUUCUCUUUAAGCAAGAAAAAAGGUCAUUAGGUGUCGGUGUUUCCUCCUUCACCACGUCCUGGUUCUUGAAGGAUAUGUUUAUCUUCAUUUUUGUACGGUUUUAGAGGCCUAACAUCUUUGCUAAACCAGUCCGUUUUUUCCCUGAAAUGUAGAAAUUCCAUAGAGUGAAUCUCUGCGCCAUUACUGCACGAAGCGAUGGAAAAAGAAGGCAAAUCGGAGACUUUUUCAAACGAUAACUCCUUCGAUCAGCCGCCAUUUUCAAAACAGAGAGGUUACCAAGCCAGAGUGACACAGGGGGCCCCGUUUUGUCACGAUCGAACGAUCACAGGAAAGACAGGAAAGCAUCAGCGAAGGGUUGGUGCUUGUCUAAUAGGGACUCAGGCUAGAUUUUGCUCAUGUUAAUUUAAAAAUGGUAAAACGGACGCUGUUAUUAUAAGAAACUUAAACUCGACGUUUCGGCAAUGCUGCCUUCUUCAGGGUAUACAAGACUAAAUACCGUUAAAAAGUGUUUAACGGUAUUUGGUCUUGUAUAUCCUGAAGAAGGCGGCAUUGCCGAAACGUCGGUUAAGAUUCUUAUAAUAACAGCGUCCGUUUUACCAUUUUUAAAUUAACAUUUACAAGUACUACACUGCGCAGGUUUUUCAAUCUAGAUUUUGCACAGCUUGGACUUUAGAACCAGUGUUAGGUUUCGCAUUUAUUUGUUUUUACAUAGUGUCAAGUAGAAUUAUUUGAGGCUAGUAAAUUGUAAGUCUACAGCACGGUAAAAAGUAUACGUUUGCUUCCCCGCCAUUUUGCGAAUGUAUAAAUCCUCAUUAGCUAUUCAAAAUCCCUGAAAAUUAGCGUACGGUCAAAACCGCUGGCUGUCCUCGAUUUCUGGCCAUGAUUCAUUUAAUUCACAAACCGAAUCCAGAUUUUUUUUAGAGUUAGAUAGAGUUAGAUUUCAAGAAUUUUUGGUAUUUCGCAUUCAGAGUGCGCACCGCAACGUUUACUCUGUUUAAUGCUUCCCCAGUCAUAUCCUCUUCCGCGGCACAUCCCUGUUAACACCAAAAUAAGAGAGUGCUCUUAUCGGACCAAAAUUAAUUGCUUAAGUUAUUAUCUGCUUCAUAAAUACAUGUAGAAUUGUCAAUAUGAUGAUCCGUUGAGUCGCCUUAUUAUCUUCGUAGGAGACCAUUGUUAUUAGCUAGCGUAAUUUCCCUACCCGAUUUUGACGAGGCGGAGCAGAAAAUUGUUUCGAGGUUUUGAAACAGGGGGUACAUUUUGUGUCUCAUGUGUUACGCUGUUUUUCCACCGAGAAGUCAAUUUUUGCGCAGUAUUUCACAAUAGUGGCUAAAAACAUAGGUGCAGCACAAGUUGCGUGCUUAAAAUGGUUGAUAACUUAAACAUUUCGCAUUAUUUCCUUUUUUUUGCUCGUCUUUUAAAGUGAAAGAAUGAAGUUGUAUGGAGUAAGACUCGGAUAUGGUUUUCUUGGAGCCGAUGCUCGAGUCCUGUAUCCUGGUAAUGGUAUAAGUAGUUUUGUUUAGAGAAGUUGAAAAAUAAAGCCACAACUUUUUUACAGUCUUUUUAGCGAUUAUUAUGUCGUCAAUGUAUUCCAUGAAAGACUAUUUUUCUGGCUGCCUUCAUCCCCUCCCCGUCCCCCACCCCGCAGCUUGCGCUUUGCGCAUAUAAUUUCCAUAUUCGCCUUCACGCAACAGAUGUCAAGAUAUAAGCUUGAAUCAGGAGCCCCAUACCUUGUGGUUUGAAUCUUUUACCUUUCUGUUUACUUGUCUAGGACGAUCGAUUUUUUCUUCCUCAAAACACUGUUCUCAUUCGCCGUCCAGAAAUGCAUUGUUAAUAUUGUGAUUCCGUGACUGAUCGACUGCCCAAUAUCACGUUUAGUCACGAAACAAUUCGUCACGCGGGGUCUCCGGUCGGUAGAGUUUAGCGUUUCAAAAUGGCUAAAAUUCACCCAGUUUGGCUUUUCUAUCUCACUCUUUAAGUAGAAACGCAACUUUGCAACUAUAAAACCUACAAGGAUUAAGAAAAAUGAGUAUCUGGAGAUCAAAUAUCCACUUUCAUGGAUUUCGAAACUGGAAGUGUUUACACAAUUACCGCCGACCCGCCAUGAAAAUUCCUGAACUUCGAUACCGCCUUAUGGAGACUUCCUGCAAUAACCCAAGUUAAUUCCCAGGUAUGUUUUAGAUGUAUGUCUAAAUGUGGGAUUUAACUAGAGUGAAAUCAAUUUGGAGUUAUACCACGUGUGUAAUAUUGCCGUCGAAAAUCAAUAACAAAACGGAGUUUUUGUUAUCCAUAAAACCUAUUCCUCAUUUUUGAAUUAUUUGUGCUCGGUGAGUGUCGCUUUUGCUCUAAAAGAAUCUUCUAGUAAAAGAAGAACAGUGAUUCUGUUGAAAGAAAGUGUCCAAAUUUCUCCGUGCGACUUUGUUUGCGAACGAGAGGCAAGUUGAUGUAUGCAAAUUUCGCGUAAAUAAUUAGCCAAUUUUGCGACUCCGACCACAAAAACCGAUGUUCUAAUUUUUCUAAAAAAUAAAAAGCUUUUGGCGGGAACAAUCCACAUCAGGUAUCUUAUCUACCUAAAAGCUAUCUAUGGACAAAAAAUGAAAGAAAUCGAUUUUUCAACUCUUGCCACGAAAUUAAGAUUUUGGUCGAUAUUUCCUGACCGUCGCUCUUAAACAUUAAUCUCGAUAGAAACAGUAACAAUAGUGCUGCAACAGUUGCAUUCGUAAAAGAUUUAAUUCCUUUUACUAAAAAUGCUUUGUACAAAAAAUACUUUAGUGAAUUCUAUGACUUUGCUGAUGCGGAUAAUUACGGAAUAAAUAUAGGUUCAUCUGGAGUUAUUAUUAAUUCUUUAACUCCUAAUAUUAUACUACCACCAAAUAAAGACCUAAGUGAAAUAGUAGAAAAAGGAUUACAUGUUAAUGGUUAUAAUGUUACUUUUUCUCCUUCAUAUUCCCCAAUAGAUACUUUAUGUAUUGUUUUUACUCAUUGGAGAAAUAGGAGUUUUAGCCUAACUAAAUAUUUAUCAUCAAACAAUAAUAUUUUAGUAAAAUUGGAUUAUAAUAAAUCAAACAAUAAAGUAACUUUAACUGUCAAUAAAACAACUCAAAAUUUUACCAUGCUAAGUAGUUUUAAUGGAAAAAUAAUUGUUUUAUGGCUGGCAGAAGAUUUUCAUUCAAAUGUCACAAAAGUUUCAAUAAGUAACUACAGCUUAACAUUAACUAUACCAGCCAUUCAAUACAAUGCUAAUCAAAGUUGGAAGUNUUAAACAUUAAUCUCGAUAGAAACAGUAACAAUAGUGCUGCAACAGUUGCAUUCGUAAAAGAUUUAAUUCCUUUUACUAAAAAUGCUUUGUACAAAAAAUACUUUAGUGAAUUCUAUGACUUUGCUGAUGCGGAUAAUUACGGAAUAAAUAUAGGUUCAUCUGGAGUUAAUUCUUUAACUCCUAAUAUUAUACUACCACCAAAUAAAGACCUAAGUGAAAUAGUAGAAAAAGGAUUACAUGUUAAUGGUUAUAAUGUUACUUUUUCUCCUUCAUAUUCCCCAAUAGAUACUUUAUGUAUUGUUUUUACUCAUUGGAGAAAUAGGAGUUUUAGCCUAACUAAAUAUUUAUCAUCAAACAAUAAUAUUUUAGUAAAAUUGGAUUAUAAUAAAUCAAACAAUAAAGUAACUUUAACUGUCAAUAAAACAACUCAAAAUUUUACCAUGCUAAGUAGUUUUAAUGGAAAAAUAAUUGUUUUAUGGCUGGCAGAAGAUUUUCAUUCAAAUGUCACAAAAGUUUCAAUAAGUAACUACAGCUUAACAUUAACUAUACCAGCCAUUCAAUACAAUGCUAAUCAAAGUUGGAAGUUUACAACUGAAGAUGGAAUAGUAAGAAGGUUAAUGUAUACUCCAAACUUUUACGACACUGACUCUACUCAAUUUCAUAAAGUAUUGAUUCAGGAAAAGUUAAAUGGAUCUUAUAUAAUAUAAUUAUAAAUGAAGGAUAUCUUUGAAUUUAAUCACAUUGAUAAAUCUCUGUCAGAAUCAGACGUCACAACUCUCAAAGACUUUUACAAACAUUAUCAUAAGAAAUACUGGUGUUACAAAAAGUGUUAUAAGAGUAACAAAUUUCUUGAUGAUGUAUUUUCUAUCUCUGGAAUUUGCCUGGUUGCAAUAGGAACUAUUACUGGUGGUAUUAGACUAAACCCCAUUGUUCUAGGAGUUGUAAAUGGUGCUGGA